UUUAGUGCGAUCACCUCAGUUCAGCCCGAGACUCCCACAGACGCGCGUCUCUCCCCGGACUCUCCGCGACGCAUGUGGAUUUACAAAGCACAUUUCUCAACAGGAUUAUAAACUCAUUUACAACUUGUCAGGCAGACUUGAUGUGCGCGUUCUUCGUAAGGAAUAAGGUGGUUUCUUUACAUCGUGAGGAAUGGGAUUAACGAGAUCGAAGAAAAGUUGGGAUUUGUAGGUCUAGUAAAAUGGAGAGAUAAAGCUCGCCUACAGAGAUCACGAAGGCAGACGCAGCGGUAAUUCACAGCGAGUGGAAAUGCACAGAGCCUGGGUUCUCCUCAUUGUAAUAGAAGAGGGAUUUGCCCUGGCGCAGAAAAUUAAAGAGACGCAGAAUGCGGGCGAAUCUCUAUCAAACGCUGAGCAGUGCGGCCAGUGGACCCGGAAUAUCAAUGGAGGGCUGUUUACAUCUCCUAACUAUCCUAACUCCUAUCCACCCAACAAGGAGUGUGUGUACAUCCUGGAAGCUCUCCCUCGGCAAAGAAUUCAGCUGGCCUUUGACAAAACAUACUAUAUCGAGCCGUCCUUCGAGUGCCGCUUCGACCACAUUGAGAUAAGGGAUGGUCCCUUUGGUUUCUCCCCUAUUAUUGAUCGCUUCUGUGGGCCAAAGAGUCCUGGUGUGGUCACCUCCACGGGCCGCUUCAUGUGGAUCAAAUUCAUCAGUGACGAGGAGCUCGAAGGCUUAGGCUUCCGUGUCAAAUACACUUUUAUAGCAGACCCAGAUUUUCAUUUGCACGUUGGUGGAUUGUUAAAUCCAAUUCCAGAUUGCCAGUUUGAGAUCAGUGGUUCAGACGGAGUCAUCCGCUCCAGUCAGGUGGACGAAGAGGAUAAGAUAAAAAAUGGAGACGCGUUGGACUGCAUCUGGACCAUCCGUGCCCUUCCUCAGUCCAAGAUAUACCUUCGCUUCCUUGAGUACCAGAUGGAGCACUCAAACGAGUGCAAGAAGAACUUUGUGGCUGUGUAUGAUGGCAGCAGCGCCAUUGAGAACCUGAAAGCCAAGUUCUGCAGCACGGUGGCCAAUGACGUGAUGCUGGAUACUGGCGUGGGCGUCGUGCGCAUGUGGGCCGAUGAGAGCAGCAGACUCAGCCGUUUCCGCAUGCUCUUCACCUCAUUUGUGGAUCCUCCCUGCUCCAGCAGCACCUUUUUCUGUCACAGCAACAUGUGCAUCAACAACUCACUGGUGUGCAACGGCGUUCAGAACUGCGUCUACCCCUGGGAUGAGAACCACUGCAAGGAGAGCAAGUCCAAGGGACUCUUUCACCAAAUCACCAAGACGCAUGGCACGGUUAUCGGCAUCUCCGCUGGCGUGGUUCUGGUCUUGCUCAUCAUCUCCAUCCUGGUGCAAAUGAAGCAACCCCGUAAGAAGGUAGUGGCCCGUCGGCCGGCGGUCUUCAACAAAGGCGGCUUCCAAGAAGUCUUCGAUCCCCCCAACUAUGAGCUGUUUUCCCUCCGCGACAAGGAGCUGUCGACAGACCUGGCCGAGCUGUCGGAUGAGCUGGACGGCUACCAUAAGCUGCGGCGCUCCUCCACCAUGUCCCGAUGCAUCCACGAGCACCACUGUGGUACGCAGGCCCCCUCGGGCGGCAGCAUGAAGCAGAGUCGCACCACGCUCAGCUCAAUGGAGCUCUCUUACCACAACGAUUUCUCCAAGCCACCUCCCAUGAAGACCUUCAAUAGCAGCAACACCGGCACCUACAAGAAGAGCUGCUACGGCUACAAACAGACUCACGACUGCGCCGAGCAGGUGAUCGAGGACCGCGUGAUGGAGGAGAUCCCCUGUGAAAUCUACGUGAGGGGUGGGAGCGUUGGUGGGGCUGCCGGCAGCAUCGGAAGCGGCUGCGGGAGCAUUACCAUCCGUAACCAUGGCAACGCUCGUCCCAACACCACAACCGUGGUGGACCCGGGACAGCGCUCCAUAUCUAUGGACUUCUGAGAUGGCGAGGGAGAACGAGACCACCCUGAGCGCCACCAUCGACUUUGUCCUGCAUUGGUGUUUUUAAUGCACGGGCUCCAGUGCCAUAUAGACAAGCAAUGAGUGAAUGGACUGUACACGGACAGACAGAUAAGAAGACAUGUGGCUGGCUAUUUUAAUCUAUAUAAAUUUAAAAUGGAAGAUAAACAGUAUGUAGGUUUUGUGUUGUUGCUUGACAUUAACUCACAUUUUGC
Molecule: messenger RNA, 2214 nt
Organism: Rhinichthys klamathensis goyatoka
Lineage: Eukaryota; Metazoa; Chordata; Actinopteri; Cypriniformes; Leuciscidae
Product: neuropilin and tolloid-like protein 2
Exons: 9
Coding region: 308-1981 (557 amino acids)
Molecular function (GO): protein binding
Source: RefSeq, a predicted model, not a curated record